This is a messenger RNA of Trichoderma citrinoviride, 444 nucleotides long. RefSeq lists its product as hypothetical. The transcript has a single exon. The record is from RefSeq and is a predicted model, not a curated record. The coding region runs from base 1 to 444 and encodes 147 amino acids. Lineage: Eukaryota; Fungi; Ascomycota; Sordariomycetes; Hypocreales; Hypocreaceae.
AUGUCCGCCCUUGCCAGCGAUCCCGGCGAAAAGUCCCUGGCCAAGCUCCUCGCCACGCUCACCACCACCCUGCAUGAGCCCAUCUUCGUUUUCGCAACUCUUACCGACACAUCACGCCUCCCACCCCUACAAGACACACAGCUCCUGUUCAAAGAAGAGGAGGGAAUUACCGUCAUCGUCACCAGGGAUUACGCGACGGCGCACGGCAUCGACUACUUCUUCCCCUGCAAGAUGCUGACGCUCAACGUGACGUCGAGCCUCGAGGCCGUGGGCUUCAUGGCCGUGAUAGCGACGAGGCUGGCAGAGGUUGCAAUGGGCGUGAAUCCGGUCAGCGGGUUCUAUCACGACCAUUUGUUUGUGCCGCUGGGGAGGGAGCGGGAGGCUGUCGAGGUUCUGGAUCGUCUGGCAGAGGAGUAUAGACAGAGGGCGGCGACGGAGAGCUAG